This is a messenger RNA of Copidosoma floridanum, 1439 nucleotides long. RefSeq names its product 3-hydroxyisobutyryl-CoA hydrolase (gene Hibch). NCBI's taxonomy places the organism in Eukaryota, Metazoa, Arthropoda, Insecta, Hymenoptera, Encyrtidae. Gene Ontology annotation, cellular component: mitochondrion. Gene Ontology annotation, molecular function: 3-hydroxyisobutyryl-CoA hydrolase activity. The record is from RefSeq and is a predicted model, not a curated record. Gene Ontology annotation, biological process: L-valine catabolic process.
UUCAUCUCUUAAAUUGCCGGUGCGCUGCUUAGCCAGAAUGAUUUCUUCAGCACAAAGCAGUUCAGCUGUCAGAGCUGAUGAGAGUAGUGUGCUGUUCCAAGAAGUAGGAAGCAGUGGUAUUAUUGUACUGAACAGACCAAAAGCCUUGAAUGCUUUAAACUUGUCCAUGGUACAACAAAUUUAUCCAAAGCUGAAAGAGUGGGAAUCGACAAAAAAUUUAGUAAUUAUAAAGGGAACUGGUGAUAAAGCGUUUUGUGCUGGAGGUGAUGUCAAGUCUCUAGUUUUAGCCUUGGCUCAACCAGGUGGUGACCAGCUGGGGAAAGAUUUCUUUAAAAAUGAGUACAUUUUGAAUCAUCUUAUUGGUACAUACAAAAAGCCGUAUGUGGCCUUAAUUCAUGGCAUAACAAUGGGAGGAGGAGUUGGUUUAUCUGUACAUGGAAAAUAUAGAAUAUCAACUGAGAAAACGUUGUUUGCCAUGCCAGAAACGGCAAUUGGUUUAUUUCCAGACGUUGGUGGCACUUACUUUUUAUCCAGGCUAAAAGGACAACUUGGAGUAUAUUUAGGCUUGACUGGACACCGAUUAACGGGUGUUGAUGUAUUGCUUGCUGGUAUUGCAACUCAUUAUGUCCCCUCUGAUAAGUUGGAAGAUGUAAGCCAGGAACUACUAGCAAAUAAUUCUAAUGUAGAUGAAAUUCUAAAACCGUACUCUCCAGAUAAUGUCAAACAAGAAUUUAGUUUGGCUUCUCAAUUAAAUUUAAUAAAUGAAUGUUUUUCUGCUCCAACUGUUGAAGACAUUAUUAACAGACUCAAGACAAAUAAAUCCGAGUGGGCGUUAAAAGUUGUAGAAACGUUAAAUAAAAUGUCUCCUACUGCUUUGAAGGUAACGAAAAAAGCAAUUGAAGAAGGCAGAAAGAAAAGUUUAGCAGAGUGCUUGGUUACAGAAUACAGAUUGGCUUGUACAAGUCUAAACAAAAACAGUGACUUUGCAGAAGGUGUAAGAGCAUUACUAAUUGAUAAGGAUCAAAAUCCAUCUUGGAAUCCUAAGACUCUAAGUGAUGUUUCAAACGUACUUAUUGAACAACGAUUUGCUCCUUUGUCACCUCAAAAUGAAUUGACAGUUGCUAAAUUGUAAAUGUUAACGUUAUCAAAAAUAAAUUUUAUAUUUUCCUACAAAUUGUUUUCUAACUGUUUGUAACAUUUCAGUCUCAUGCAGGUUAAUUCUCGUAUUGAAAAAAAAAAAUUUUCCUAAAAAUAUAAAGUAAUAUUUAAAAUAAGAAAAUCCAAUUUUUUAUUAAUGUAACAUUAACUUAGAGAAUAGUGCAUGUUAACUGCGUUGUAACAUUGUAGAUGUACAAAAUUACAUCAGUCAAAUCUAAAUUAACUAAUCACACUAACUUUCAAUAAUUUUUUACGAUAAUUUAUUGAUUUAGGUUUGUAUU